Molecule: messenger RNA, 621 nt
Organism: Penicillium soppii
Lineage: Eukaryota; Fungi; Ascomycota; Eurotiomycetes; Eurotiales; Aspergillaceae
Exons: 1
Coding region: 1-621 (206 amino acids)
Source: RefSeq, a predicted model, not a curated record
AUGGGGAUUUUUGGAAGCUCCAGGAAAAAAUACGCAACUGAAGAAGGGGUAUAUGAAGCAAUAUUAUCCGACCUGUCAUCUCUGCAAAGACCACACAUUGAGAUCGCCAUAGACGACUUAGCUUUGAUCAUGAAAGGCAAGGCGCUUUCAGCCGGUGACGGUCCAUUCGAGUUGAAGCAAAAGUUGAAUUCGGUACCAACGAUGCUCUCAAUCCUCCAGAUCAAGCGCCUUCGUAAGAAUCUCAUCUCAAUCAUUGCGGGUGGGCCGGUUGAUGACGAGCCCACGGGAAAGCAAAGGAAUGCUUCAACAAAAGCACAGCCCCGAGAACCUCUCCGAAGUCGAAGAAAGCCAGAAGCCCUGGAGUCGCUACAUACUCAAGACAGUCCAAUGACCCGAGAAAACCCAUACAGGCGAUCUAACAAACCUUCAAGCUCCCAAGGCUCCUCCAAGUAUAGUCGUUCUGAGAGCUCCCAAAGCAAGACCGGGCAUGGCUACUCCAAUCUCUUUCGGUACCCGGACAUCGAUGCUGAUCCUGCGGACUUCAGAUACCCGGACAGCCAUGAUGGUCACAACAUGGGCGCUUUAGGGAACUUGCCCAAAGGUUGGCUUCCCUUCAAGUAA